Molecule: messenger RNA, 3019 nt
Organism: Doryrhamphus excisus (bluestripe pipefish)
Lineage: Eukaryota; Metazoa; Chordata; Actinopteri; Syngnathiformes; Syngnathidae
Gene: gdpd4a
Product: glycerophosphodiester phosphodiesterase domain containing 4a
Biological process (GO): lipid metabolic process
Cellular component (GO): membrane
Molecular function (GO): glycerophosphodiester phosphodiesterase activity
Source: RefSeq, a predicted model, not a curated record
AUGGCAGGGCUAUCCGGGACAAGACUGAAGCUGGGGAAGUUAAAGGUGGUGCGGCGGCAGCUGCUGCAAAGGUAUGAACACCAGCCCUUUGUCUCCUGCCUGGCUGGCCUUUAUGGUUGCCAAUGGAGACGAUAUCAGAGAGCUCGAGCGCAGCCGGGAGAGUGCUGCUGCAGCAAGGUGGAGUGUGGCAGUUUUGGCCUCCUGAUCGUCACUUUUUUCCUGAGUUUAGUCUUUUUGUAUUUCUGGAUUGAAGCUCAAAAUGACUACAAUGACUUUGACUGGUUCAACUUUGGCACUUUGGGUUUCUGGUUCCCCUGGUCUCUGGUCCUGCUGGUUGUGGCUGCUGUGCUCUUCACAUACAUUGCAGUCUUACUGGUGUUGGCUGUGUGUCUUCUGUCUGAGGGUCAAAGAUUAUACCUUCACUGGAGCCACAAGAUCGGCAUCAUCGUAACCUUGGUCUUCGCUGUCAUAGCCACGGCCAUUUUGUCUGACCUCUGGAGCAAAGAAUGGAAAACACUGCUACUUUCCCUGCAGGUGACGGCGCCUGUCUUACACGUUGCUGCUCUCUCAGUGAUGGCCAUCAUCUCCUGGCCGAUAGCUUUGCACUUCUUCCGCAUGAACAAGAGAGUGCGUCAGGUGGCAGUUCUGAGUGUCUACCUGCCUGGGCUGUUCUCCCUCUACCUGGUUCCUCUGGGAAUGUACUCUCCCUGCAUUAAGGAUCCAGGAACGCUGGGAGGCGCCCCGAAGCUCAUUGGACACAGAGGAGCCCCAAUGCUGGCUCCAGAGAACACGCUGAUGUCCUUUGAGAAGGCGGUGGAAGCUGGAGGAGAUGGAUUAGAGACCGAUGUCACCAUCAGUUAUGAUGGUGUUCCCUUCCUGAUGCAUGACUCUACUCUGAGGAGAACCACCAAUAUUGCUGAGGUUUUCCCCAACCGAACAUACUUUGAUGCCUCCAUGUUCACCUGGGCAGAGCUACAGCAGCUGAAUGCUGGAGAAUGGUUCUUAUCUAGGGACCCAUUUGGCACUGUGUCUUCUCUAAGCGAGGAGGACCGCCAACGGGCCCAGAACCAAUCCAUUCCCUCCCUGGCACAGUUCUUGGAGAUAGCAGCUCAAAGUGGCCGACGUGUGCUGUUUGACCUGCGCAGACCAGCUUUUGGUCAUCCUUAUAUUUACUCCUACAUCAACACCACUCUGCAGGUGGUGCUUGACCACAUCAACUCAUCUCAGGUGCUGUGGUUGCCAUCUUUGGGCAGGGAGCUGGUUCGGUCUAUGGACCCGGAGCUCCAGCAGACCUCUGGACAAAGACGGUCUAUUCAGGAGCUGUUAGAUGGUCACAUCACCACUCUAAAUCUGCACUACAGCAGUAUGUCACAACAGCAGAUCAGCAAGUACCGCUCUGUGAAUAUCAGCACUAACCUGUAUGUGAUCAGCCAGCCAUGGCUCUACACUCUGGCCUGGUGUGCUGGAGCUCAGUCUGUCACCACCAACUCCAUCCACAUCCUGUCUGGCAUUGACAAGCCUCUCUUCCUCAUGACCCCUCAGGAAUAUACUCUCAUGUGGAUCCUAACUGAUGCUGUUUCUGCAGUGCUCAUCGUCUCCAUUUUCAUUUUCCAUUGGUGGAGAGAGAGGGGUCUGCCCUUCUUGUCUGGCAGUCGUCAGGUUCAUGAGAAUGGACCAUACAGCAAGUUUAGGACUGAGCUCAGCGAUGUCUGGUCCGUCUCCAGUGUCAACGUUCAGACCGAUCAGCGCAGCACGCCCACUUCACCCACUCAACCCCACCUGCCCACCAUCGCAGAGGAGUGACAGAAAUGCACACAGUAUUCAUCAUGACAUGAACGCUCUGACACCCAUUUGUUGAUGUACAGUGUGUAAAUGCCAAUCCCAAGCACAGUCUGACUUUUCCCCAAAUGUUCUGACAUUUUUUCAGCAAAGCCUCCCCACAUUGUGGGAGACUCUCUGUGGACAUCUUUUUAAAAAUGUGUCAGAUGAACUUUAUGCACUUAACUACUUUUACAGUGGAUAAAACCAACCAGUCAUCAGCUUUUUCACAUGGACAAGUGAAAGCGAGACCAAGUCAAAUCUUCCAAGAUGAGACGAGCUCAGGCAUGGACACAGUAGUGUGGUCGUAAGAUAAUGAUAUAAAGUGGAACAUUGCUCCACAAGAAGAUAACACACACAAAACCUUCUCUGUUGGACCUCUACUCUUGUUUUUCAGCUGUACAGGUACCAGGAGCGUUGGACCAAAACCUUAAAUGAUAUUUUUUCUGUAUGAUUUGUUGGAAGCUGAUGGAUGGACUGACAUAAUGAAUGUACCAAGGGAGUCUCCAGAAGGUAUCUGUGGUUGAUUACUUACCUUUUUGUAAUAACUGAAUGUGUGACUCUUCUUGUAGGCCGUAUUUGUACAAAAGUAUCGUGAGGUUUGUCCAAACGUGUGCCAAAUGUUUGGGAGUGAAGCCCAACAUGGUCCCAAAUGAAGUGAACAGAUCUUGUCUCCGCCUUUUAUGGGACUCACUUUCGUGAGGUGUUUAGGGAUCUUUCUGCAGUGUUGGACACAAAGUAAGUGAAAGUAAGUGCCAUUAAGCGUCUCACCCAAGCCGCAGAGGUCACAUGUGCAAAUGUGUUUUUUAUUCACAUUAGCCACAAAGAACAGGAUGUAAACAAUGCAAUAUAUUUGCAGUAUUAUAGCUAGUGUUAGGAAUAUUUUUCAAUCAUCUUUGUAGGGUGAUCAUUUUUUCCCCAAAUAAAAACAGUGUAGAGAAGAUGCAAAACAGCUUGACAUUUCGAGAUGUGUUGUAGUUGAUUUGACCAGAUGCCUCUUUCACAAUGCAUGCAGCUCUGCAUGUUUUGGAUGAUUACUUAAAUGAUUUCAUCACGUUCGUAAAACGUCUGCCUUUUAAGCAAAAGAAAAUCAACUGUAGGCUAAGUGCUGACUAAUGAUUUGUACACGGUGGAAAAAGUUCUGUCAUUGUCAACAGUCAUUAAAAAACACAUUAUUGGUCUUGGGGCAUUUCAAGGUUGU